Molecule: messenger RNA, 1066 nt
Organism: Arabidopsis arenosa
Lineage: Eukaryota; Viridiplantae; Streptophyta; Magnoliopsida; Brassicales; Brassicaceae
Source: the annotation of a GenBank genome assembly
ACAGAACCAGAGAACUCUUUUUCUUUUCCCUUCUUCUCUUUCAAAAAACAAAACAAAAAUAUCUCAACCAAAACACAUAGACCAAGAGAGACAGAUAGAGAGAUGGGUAGGGCUCCAUGUUGUGACAAGGAAAAUGUGAAGAGAGGUCCAUGGUCUCCUGAAGAAGAUGCAAAGCUUAAAGAUUACAUCGAGAAACAAGGCACUGGUGGCAAUUGGAUUGCUCUCCCUCACAAAGCUGGUUUAAGGAGAUGUGGGAAGAGUUGCAGACUGAGAUGGUUAAAUUAUCUGAGACCAAACAUAAGACAUGGAGAUUUCACUGAGGAAGAAGACAAGAUUAUCUACAGCCUCUAUGCCUCCAUUGGAAGCAGGUGGUCAGUAAUAGCAGCUCACUUGCAAGGUAGAACUGAUAAUGACAUCAAGAACUAUUGGAACACUAAGCUCAAGAAGAAGCUCAUAGCCACCAUGGCUCCUCCUUCACAUCACCACUUAGCCAUUGCUACAUCAUCAUCACCAUCACCAUCACCAUCACAUUACAACAUGAUCAAUAGUCUUCUUCCGUAUAACCCAUCAGUAUCAACAAACCAACUUCUCACACCUCAGGGUAUGAUGAUGACAAUGAUGGGCCAACAACAGCAACAACUAUUAUAUCAAGAAGACAUGGGCAGUUUGGUAAAUUCCGCAAACAGCAACAAGUUCAUAAUGAGCCAUCAAGAAGACAGCCAGGAGCAAAGUACAAACAAUGGAAUAAUGUUGUUGAGUGAUGUAAGAAGUGGGUCGAGUACAACAAGUACAGUAACAAGAGUGAAGAUGGAACAUCUCGAUCAUCAGCAUCAUCAUCAUGAAGAGGAUGAGAGAUCAAUGAGCUCGGUAGUUAUGGAAGAUUAUGGAAUGGAGGAGAUCAAGCAAUUAAUAAGUAGUAGUUGUACGAGUAGUAACAAUAGCUUGUGGUUUGACGAAAACAAGACAGAGGAUAAGUUCAUGUUGUACUAUUGAUCCCUCUUACCAACUUUGAUUUAAUCUCCAUAUUCUCUCUCUCUCUCUUUCUUAAUCAAAACUGAAGAGUAAU